Molecule: messenger RNA, 706 nt
Organism: Synchiropus splendidus (mandarinfish)
Lineage: Eukaryota; Metazoa; Chordata; Actinopteri; Syngnathiformes; Callionymidae
Product: histone H3-like
Exons: 2
Coding region: 1-663 (220 amino acids)
Cellular component (GO): nucleosome
Molecular function (GO): DNA binding; protein heterodimerization activity; structural constituent of chromatin
Source: RefSeq, a predicted model, not a curated record
AUGGCCAGAACCAAGCAGACCGCUCGUAAGUCCACCGGAGGCAAAGCCCCCAGGAAGCAGCUGGCCACCAAGGCCGCCCGCAAGAGCGCCCCAGCCACCGGUGGAGUCAAGAAGCCUCACCGUUACAGGCCCGGCACUGUGGCUCUGAGAGAGAUCCGUCGCUACCAGAAGUCCACUGAGCUGCUGAUCCGCAAGCUGCCCUUCCAGCGUCUGGUCCGUGAAAUCGCGCAGGAUUUCAAGACUGACCUGCGCUUCCAGAGCUCUGCUGUCAUGGCUCUGCAAGAAGCCAGCGAGGCUUACCUGGUCGGCCUCUUCGAGGACACCAACCUCGGAGACGUAGCUAACGUUAGGAUGUCUGGCAGAGGGAAGGGCGGCAAAGGACUCGGAAAAGGAGGCGCCAAGCGUCAUCGCAAGGUUCUCCGCGAUAACAUCCAGGGCAUCACCAAGCCCGCUAUUCGCCGUCUGGCUCGUCGUGGCGGAGUCAAGCGGAUCUCCGGUCUCAUCUACGAGGAGACCCGCGGAGUGCUCAAAGUGUUUCUGGAGAACGUGAUUCGUGACGCCGUCACUUACACCGAGCACGCCAAGAGGAAGACCGUGACCGCUAUGGACGUGGUCUACGCUCUCAAGAGGCAGGGCCGCACUCUGUACGGCUUCGGCGGUUAAACCAACGGUGAAUCGUUCACAACCCAAAGGCUCUUUUAAGAGC